UCAAUUUUCCAUCAAAAAGUUUUUUUUUCUCUCUUUUCCCUCAACAUUAGAAGGUUCAUUCAAAGUCUUGGCAUAUAUUUUCUGAUUUUUGGUUUGUCCCGUAAUUUAGGGCAGAUUUUGCUUAAAUUCCCGUAAUAUUACUUUCUUUAACCAUCAGAAGAAGGAAACCCUACGUAUAAAAGCCUUCUUUUCAUCUCUCUCAAACAGCGCCUCCUUUCUCCUCUCUCCUUCUCCGUUUACUCUAGCAAUCUUUUUUUUUUUUUCUCUUAAAACUGAAACCCUUGUAGUGUUUUUGCAGUCAAACUUCCAUCUUUUCUUUCUCUCUCAAAUCUCUCUAUUGUUUUUCCUUAUCCCUUUCUGAAAACUUGAAGAGAGAAAACUUGAAGUCGACGAGACCAGACGACGGCGGUUCUGGUUCUGGUCCUGGUUGUGUUUGUGUAAACAACGAACGAAAUGCUUCACCGGAGCUCAUUUCGCGACUCUCUUUUCGCUUCGGAUUUCGUGCUUAACUUCAACAACUUUAGGCCUCGUUGUUUCUCUUCUUCCACAACAACCGCAAUAGCUUUUCACAUGGAACAACAACAACAGGAGCAGAAACUAUUCGCUUCUUCUUCUUCUUCUUUACUGGCGUUAAAGCAGAAUCACCAAAAUCCGAGACCAGUUUGUUUACCUUGCCGAGCCUUGCCCGAUUCUCACGAGACGUCUCUCAGGAAAGAUGAGAUACCUGUCCAUGGAUUGUUUGAAACCAUUGUUGGUGUUCUUGGAGGAGGUCAACUUGGUCGAAUGCUAUGCCAAGCUGCCUCACAAAUGGCUAUCAAAGUCGUGGUUUUGGACCCCCAAGAGAAUUGCCCUGCAAGCGCCCUUGCCUAUCAUCAUAUGGUUGGAAGUUUUGAUGACAGCGCUACAGUUGAAGAAUUUGCCAAGAGUUGUGGGGUGUUGACUGUUGAAACUGAACAUGUGGAUGUUGCGACAUUGGAGAAACUUGAGCAACAAGGAGUAGAUUGCGAACCGAAAGCCUCUACAAUUCGAAUAAUCCAGGAUAAGCAUCUCCAAAAGGUUCAUUUUUCUCGGCAUGGCAUUCCACUUCCCGAGUUUAUGCAGAUAGAUGGUCUUGAAGGUGCCAAGAGAGCAGGGCAACUAUUUGGCUAUCCUCUAAUGAUAAAGACUAAAAGGUUAGCUUAUGAUGGGCGUGGAAAUGCUGUUGCGAAAAGUGAGGAUGAGCUUUCUACUGCUGUUGCUGCUCUUGGAGGGUUUGAACGUGGUUUAUAUGUGGAGAAAUGGGCCCCUUUUGUGAAGGAGCUGGCUGUCAUUGUGGCAAGAGGAAGAGACGGUUCUCUCUUAUGUUAUCCAGUUGUUGAAACUAUUCACAGGGAAAAUAUUUGUCAUAUAGUCAAGGCACCUGCAAAUGUCUCAUGGAAGACUAGAAAGCUGGCCACUGAGGUUGCCUAUAAAGCUGUUAGUUCAUUAGAAGGUGCUGGUGUGUUUGCAGUUGAGUUAUUCUUGGCAGAGGAUGGCCAGAUCCUACUGAAUGAAGUAGCUCCUAGACCUCAUAAUAGUGGUCACCACACAAUAGAGUCCUGCUACACCUCACAGUUUGAACAACAUUUGAGGGCUGUUGUGGGUCUUCCACUUGGUAAUCCAUCAAUGAAAACUCCUGCUGCAAUCAUGUAUAAUUUACUUGGCGAAGAUGAGGGAGAUCGAGGUUUCCUCUUAGCUCAUCAACUUAUUGGACGGGCAUUGGGUAUUCCUGGGGCUACUGUUCAUUGGUAUGAUAAGUCAGAAAUGCGAAAGCAACGAAAGAUGGGUCAUAUCACCAUUGUCGGUCCUUCUAUGAGUGAUGUGGAGAAACCUUUGGAUUCAAUGCUGAGCGCAGAAAGAUUUGAUAGUCAGUCUGCAGUGACACCACGUGUUGGGAUCAUAAUGGGCUCGGAUUCAGAUCUCCCUGUGAUGAAGGAAGCUGCAAAGAUUUUGAGUAUGUUUGACGUGCCUCAUGAGGUGCGAAUAGUUUCAGCACACCGGACUCCUGAGUUGAUGUUUUCUUAUGCCUCAUCUGCUCAGGAUCGAGGUAUUCAGGUCAUCAUUGCUGGUGCUGGUGGUGCAGCCCAUUUACCAGGUAUGGUAGCUGCGCUUACUCCUUUGCCAGUAAUUGGUGUUCCUGUACGUGCUUCUACAUUGGACGGAAUCGAUUCACUCCUAUCAAUUGUGCAGAUGCCAAGGGGCGUCCCAGUUGCAACAGUUGCUGUAAACAAUGCCACAAACGCAGGUUUGCUGGCUGUAAGGAUGUUGGGUGUCGGUGACAGCGAUCUAGUAGCAAGAAUGAGUCAAUACCAAGAAGACACAAGGAGCGAUGUCUUGUUAAAGGCAGAUAAGCUAGAAAAAGAUGGCUGGGAAUCUUAUUUAAAUCCUUGAGAACCAUAUAAUUUCUUUUGGUGAUAUCUAUUCAUUUUUGUCAUUCAACAAAUUAUAUUAUGGUCAACUUGAUCAAAGGUUUUAGAGAAAACCCCAUUGCCAGACAAGUUCAGCAAGUGAAUAAAGACUCAGACAAUAAACAAAAAAGAUUAGAACGAGAAGUAGAAAAAGGAGAAAGGGAAUCAUCAAGAUUGUUAGUGUUAAAAAUAUUUGCAGUUUGACAGUUUGAGUGAUGAUGCAGGGAUGUAACUAUUUUUCUUUCCCAUGUAUUUCUUUAUUCAACUGUCAUCUUGUGAUUCAUAAAGGAACUAGGGCAAACUUGUUUGGAGAGAUUUUGCAAUUUUUUUUUUUUAAUUGAUAAGAAGCUUGUAUUUUCUUUUCUUGCUUCCUAGUCUUGAGAAGCAAAACGUCAAUUUUCCGUCAAAAAGAUGAAAAGAACUUAUAUUGUUUCCCAUUAUCAGUUGCUAUUUACCACAAAGUCAGGCCAACCUUAUCCUCUAAUUGAUGCGGGGGA
Messenger RNA from Morus notabilis, 2923 nucleotides. RefSeq names its product phosphoribosylaminoimidazole carboxylase, chloroplastic. The coding region runs from base 454 to 2409 and encodes 651 amino acids. Gene Ontology annotation, molecular function: phosphoribosylaminoimidazole carboxylase activity; ATP binding; metal ion binding. The transcript is spliced from 15 exons. Lineage: Eukaryota; Viridiplantae; Streptophyta; Magnoliopsida; Rosales; Moraceae. Gene Ontology annotation, cellular component: chloroplast. The record is from RefSeq and is a predicted model, not a curated record. Gene Ontology annotation, biological process: 'de novo' IMP biosynthetic process.